AUGACUGUGAGUUAUUCAGCAACUGUUAUGACUUUGAGUGACAAAAUUCAGUUUCCAUCUUUUCUCCGAACAAUUCCAAGUGAUCUCUUCCAGUCCAUUGGCAUGGCCUAUUUGGUCCUACAUUUUGGUUGGAUAUGGGUUGGACUUCUGUCUGACAGCAGUGACUAUGGACUUCAAGGCAGCCUUAAAGUAAAAGAAGUACUAAGUAGAGCCGGGGCUUGCAUUGCUUUUUCUGAAUCAAUACCUGCAGUGUACUCUGAGAUGAAGAUUAAAUAUAUAGUUGAAACAAUUAAGAAAUCUUCUGCGAAUGUGAUAGUAGCCUAUGCUACAGAUCUUGACCUCUACCCUCUCAUGGAGGUAAUUACACAGAACAAAGUGACUGGAAAAGUCUGGGUAGCUAGUGAUGGCUGGGCAAAUUCUCCUAUGUUUUCUAAGCUAGAGUUUUUGAGAACCCUUCAAGGAACUCUUGCUUUUGUAGUGCGGAGAGGAGACAUACCAGCAUUUGAGGACUACAUUUAUAGCCUUAAUCCUCAUAGCAAUUCAGAUGAUAUAUUUUUGAAAAUAUUUUGGGAACUUGUUUUUGGCUGUAACCUGCAGACCAUAGAUAAUGUAGGUAAAAAUAAUAAGAACUUGAGCAAAGAAUCAAAAGCCUGUGUGGGAGAUGAAACACUACAGGGCAUGAAAAUGGAUUUUUUUAAACUUGCUGAUUUAAGAAAUACAUAUAAUGUCUACAAUACCAUAUAUGCUGUUGCUCAUGCUUUACAUGAUAUGACCUCAUGCAAACCUGGAGAAGGGCCAUUUGGUAAUGGCUCAUGUGCAGUGAUGAAGGAUUUCCAGCCGUGGCAGUUUCUAUACUAUUUAAAGAGUGUUCAUUUCAGGAAUAAAAAUGGUGAGGAUGUAUUUUUUGAUAUGUAUGGUAACCCUCCAGCACUGUACAACAUUCUGAACUGGCAAGCAAAAUCAGAAACGUCUUUCCAGUAUGUAGAUGUUGGUCAGUUUGAUUCCAGUGCUGCAGAUAACCAAAAGCUAAUAGUGGAUGUACCUGCUAUACUAUGGAACACAGCUGGAAAGGCCCCAAAAUCACUGUGCAGCAAAAGUUGUUCUGCAGGUUACAGGAAGGCACCUCAGCCAGGCCAGCCAGUCUGCUGCUUCAUUUGUAUCAUGUGCUCCCAGGGAGAAAUGUCUAAUGAAACUGAUUCCAUUGAGUGUUUGAAGUGCUCCAAAUAUAGCUGGCCAACUGAAAGGCAGGACAAGUGUAUCAAGAAAAUAAUUGAAUUCAUUUCCUAUGAAGAACCACUAGGCAUAACAUUAACUACUGUUUCCAUAUUCUCUGCAAUGGUUACUACUGUCAUCCUAACAAUCUUUUUAAAGUACCAUCACACACCUGUUGUCAAGGCCAACAACAGAGAGCUUAGCUAUUUGCUUUUAUUUAGUCUUAAGUUGUGCUUCCUCUCUUCAUUAAUUUUCAUGGGCCGCCCCACACAUGUGACAUGUAUGCUUCGCCAAGGUGCAUUUGGCAUCAUUUUUACAUUAUCACGCUCUUGUGUUUUAGCAAAAACCAUUGUGGUGGUCAUUGCUUUUACUGCUAGCAAACCAAACAGUGAUCUAAGGAAAUACUCAAGCUCCAGACUACCAAAAAUGUUACUUAUCCUCUGCACAACUAUUCAGGUAAUAAUAUACAUUUCUUGUUUAAUUAUUUCCCCUCCAUUUCAGGAUGAAAAUACAACUUCUAUAACAGGCAGAAUCAUUAUAGAGUGUAACCAAGGUUCACCUGUGGCUUUUUGGUGCAUGCUAUCUUACAUGGGUCUUUUAGCCAUUGUAAGCCUUGCAGUUGCAUUUCUGUCCAGAAAGCUCCCAGACAGCUUUAAUGAGGCUAAAUUUAUCACAUUCAGUAUGAUGGUAUUUGUUAGUGUGUGGAUGUCAUUUAUCCCAGCCUACAUGAGCACACAAGGGAAGUAUAUGGUAGUUGUAGAAAUAUUUGCCAUUGUAUCCUCAGGAGUUGGGCUUCUGCUUUGUAUAUUUAUUCCUAAAUGCUACAUCAUUCUGCUGAGACCAGAAAUGAAUACUAGAGAUUACCUAAUGGGAAAAGGGACAUUUAAGAAUGAGAAAGAUUAA
Molecule: messenger RNA, 2115 nt
Organism: Protopterus annectens (West African lungfish)
Lineage: Eukaryota; Metazoa; Chordata; Ceratodontiformes; Protopteridae
Product: extracellular calcium-sensing receptor-like
Exons: 6
Coding region: 1-2115 (704 amino acids)
Biological process (GO): G protein-coupled receptor signaling pathway
Cellular component (GO): membrane
Molecular function (GO): G protein-coupled receptor activity
Source: RefSeq, a predicted model, not a curated record